CGAAAACUGGUUUGUUUUGGUUAUUGAUUGUCUAAUCUGACGCAUUGUUUCGAUUUCUAUUUGCAUUGAAAAUUAAUAAAGUAAUUACAUUUUAAAUGGCCAAUUUUAAAUUGGCUCCCCCAGGCUUGAAAGCCAUCCAGCCGUAUUUAAAAAUAGCCGAAGAACAUGAAAAAAGAGAUCCUUCAAUUACUUAUUGGUGCCGUUUUUAUGCAGUUCAGAAUGGGCUGAAAAUCAAUGACAAGUCUCCAGAAAAUACAAAUUUCUUCAUCAAGCUUAUGGAUUGGUUAGAAAAUGAAAAGAAAUCAAGACGUGAGGAUGAAACUAUAUCAAAUGAAGUUGUCGCACAAGCUCAUAUUGAAAAUUAUGCCUUGAAAUUGUUCUUGUGGGCUGAUAAUGAAGAUAGAGCUGGGAGAUUUAACAAGAAUGUGGUUAAAGCCUUUUACACUGCUGGUUUUAUUUAUGAUGUAGUGAAUACAUUUGGAGAACCGAGUGAAGAGGUAUUACACCACAGGAAAUAUGCAAAAUGGAAAUCCACCUAUAUUCACAAUUGUUUAAAAAAUGGUGAAACUCCUAUCCCGGGACCUAUGGCAAUGGAAGGUGCAGAAGAUGAAGAAGAUGAACUGACCAGAUUACUGUCAGUAUCAGGGAACCAACCAGCGAACAAUCCUCCGCCACCUUCUCAAGCACCUUACCCAACCGGAGGGUUGUUUAACAUGUCUACUUCUCAACCUGAAGCUUUUAAUUUGCCAGUGCCUGGAGCACAUGCUCCCCCAUCUACUCCAAAUGGAACAAACCAACUGUCACCAUCCACUUCUAUUGCUAAUAUUUGUCCUGAACAAGAAAAUAAAGGUGGCGUAAGGUUAACACCAGAAGAUUUUCAUAAAGCCCAAAAAUACUGCAAAUUUGCUGGCAGUGCACUUACAUAUGAAGAUGCACCCACAGCAAUUGAAAAUCUUCAGAAAGCAUUAAGACUGCUUACUACUGGCCAAGAUUCAUAAAGAAUUACUUUUAAAGAAUGCUUACGAUGCUAAUGGAGAAAUCUUAAUUUUUGAAUGUGUAAAGAUACAAUUAUUAAAAAUGUAUAUAUUUUGCUUGCACAA
Molecule: messenger RNA, 1100 nt
Organism: Argiope bruennichi
Lineage: Eukaryota; Metazoa; Arthropoda; Arachnida; Araneae; Araneidae
Gene: Vta1
Product: vacuolar protein sorting-associated protein VTA1 homolog
Exons: 7
Coding region: 96-998 (300 amino acids)
Biological process (GO): late endosome to vacuole transport via multivesicular body sorting pathway
Cellular component (GO): multivesicular body
Source: RefSeq, a predicted model, not a curated record